Arachis duranensis is the source of this 1124-nucleotide messenger RNA. Its product is annotated as putative B3 domain-containing protein At5g66980. NCBI's taxonomy places the organism in Eukaryota, Viridiplantae, Streptophyta, Magnoliopsida, Fabales, Fabaceae. Bases 147 to 848 code for a protein of 233 amino acids. The transcript has 4 exons. Gene Ontology annotation, molecular function: DNA binding. The record is from RefSeq and is a predicted model, not a curated record.
UCUUCAAAGUUUACUUGCCACAAACGAGUUCUACUCUCUUGCGCAUACCAAAGGCUUUCAGUGCCAAGUUCCUCAAUGGAAAUAUAGGAAGAAAGACUGCUCUUGUGGAUCAUGAAGGAAACUCUUGGGAUGUUGAGUUAAAGAAGAUGGAUGAUGGAUUAUUGGUCCUCAAGAAUGGAUGGAAAAAGUUUGUUAGAGACAAGUGUUUGGAACAAGCUGAUUUCUUGGUCUUUGAGUAUGAUGGCAACUCCAAGUUUCAUGUGAAGAUAUUUUCCAAAAGUGGAUGCAGAAAAGAAGCUGCAAUUAGUGGGAAACUUAACCCCGUUAUGAUCUCGGAUAAUGAAGAUUCUGAUCUGCAGAAUAGUAAAAGAAAGCAUGAGCGUGGCGUUAAAAGGAAACUUUCACCAAUCACGCCACUCAAAUUAAACCAGAAAUCUCACUCAAAAAAGGGAACUACUGUACGGAAAUCCAAAAGAGUUAAGAAUGGGGCAAAUGGUAGCAACUGUGAGAGCAAGGCAUCUGGUCUUGUGAAGUUCGUUCCCCUGAAGAACCCUCAUUUUGUGACACCUAUGUCACACUGGAGAAUGAGGAAAAUGGAAAUUCCUAGAAGAGUAACAAAGGAAUUGAACAUCAGCCUAAAAUCAGGGAUUAUGCUGAGAGACGAGGAUGACAAGCUAUGGCCGGUGAAGAUCCUCACCGGGGAUCGCGGACGCUGCUAUUUCGCAAAAGGGUGGUCUAGUUUCUGGAAGGCUAAAAGUGUUGAAGAGGGCAACCUUUGUGAUUUCAAGUUUGUUGUUGGCAAAGAGAAUAGAGCUGAGGAACUGCUUGUGCGAGUACGCUCACAUUAAAUGAUAAAAAACAACUACCAAAAUAUGGUGUCUUCUUUAGUUGAAUUAAGUAUUGGUCUCGUUUCAUAGUUUCAGACAGUAUCAUCAUAGUGUUGUGUCUCUAAACAGUAGGUUAUUUCAAAAGGUUGUAGCUCAACGUUUUAUAAUUUUUUGAUAGCGUCUAACAUGAAUUUUGCGAAGUGCAAAAUUGAGAGACGGAAUUCAUGAGCACCAACCAUAAACCAAAAACUUGAUAGAACAAUCUUAAAGUCUUAUUAUUCUCAAGACAUAUCUUGA